Messenger RNA from Pelodiscus sinensis (Chinese soft-shelled turtle), 813 nucleotides. RefSeq names its product LYR motif containing 1 (gene LYRM1). Gene Ontology annotation, cellular component: mitochondrion. The record is from RefSeq and is a predicted model, not a curated record. NCBI's taxonomy places the organism in Eukaryota, Metazoa, Chordata, Testudines, Trionychidae.
GCUUGUAGGCGAGUAGCCGGUGGUGGCGGUGCUGCCCUGACCGUCCGGGGGCGCUGAGGGGGCCGCCCUGGCAAAGGGCCUGGCGCAGGGCUGGGCGCCGCCUCUUUGCAAGUGUCACAUCAAGGGCUCGCUCCAGCCCUGCUCGCUGCUGCAGGAACUGUUCCAGUGUUGGGAAAUCUACAUUAUUUUUUUUCAUGUGUUCAGUUGCAUUUGGCUUAGAGCCAAGAAGCAAAUAAGAUGACAUCAGUUACACGACAAGAAGUUCUUGGCCUUUACCGCAGGAUAUUCAGAAUAGCCAAAAAAUGGCAAUCUGCCUCAGGACAGACGGAAGACACUAUUAAAGAGAAACAGUACAUUAUAAAUGAAGCCAAAACCUUAUUCCAAAAAAACAAAGAUCUAACAGAUCCUGAGCUGAUUAAACAGUGUAUAGAAGAAUGCAAGGCAAGAGUAGAAAUCGGACUUCACUAUCACAUCCCUUACCCAAGACCUAUUCAUCUGCCUCCUCUGGGUCUUGUCCCACAACGUAGCCGUGCAUUUCAAAACCAAGAAAAGCUGAGGAAGUUUUCCAAGCCAGCCUACUUGAGAUCCUACGACGAAGUUUCAUAACCUACUGUCACAGUAUGGUGCAUUUUAUCAUGAACUGCAAGGCAGAGGUGUCUCCUGUUCAUCUGUGAAUGCAACUGUGUGCUUGCUUACCCUCUUCCUGAUGCCACAAGCCUAGCUGAUUCAGCACAUCUAAUGAAUAGGAGUGUACGUGGACUGUCCUGUCUUUAAGAUUCAACCACUGACAUCAAUAAAAGUAACCACUUUUAA